Molecule: messenger RNA, 1957 nt
Organism: Klebsormidium nitens
Lineage: Eukaryota; Viridiplantae; Streptophyta; Klebsormidiophyceae; Klebsormidiales; Klebsormidiaceae
Source: the annotation of a GenBank genome assembly
GUCAUAUGGUCUUAAUUUCCUUCAACCUAGAUGCGACGCCAUUGGAAGGGCCUUGACAAUGUGGAGAGGACGCCACAUGUUGGCUCAUUGCGCACAGAUUCAUCAUCUUUUCUUUGGCCAACCGCUUGUGCCCUGAUUCUGCAUGGAGGGGGUGGAUAAUGUGCAGUAGUUUAUUGAAGUGACGGAAAGCCAUGAACGGGACGCCUGGCACAGAUUGCUUCACACACGAUUGUUUAGCAAGUUAGACGCAUAUCCGAGCUUUGUUUCAGUGGGUGAAGAAGGAUGAACGCCUGCCUUCGGACACCCAAUCAUACGUUGUCCGAUGUCCGUGGUCACCGUACAACUAGGCCAAUGCGGGAACCAGGUUGGGGGUGCACUCUUUGACGUGCUAGCAGGGGAGGCCCUCUCUGCAAGCCGGAAAGAAGAGCCCGAGGCAGAAACGUUUUUUCGGCGGGGCAAAGGGGGGACGCAAUGGGUUGCUCGAGCAGUCCUGGUAGAUAUGGAACCCAAGGCUUUGGCUUCCACGGUUCGUUCGGCCCGCGCAUCCAGCGGAGGCGUUUGGGGCUUCGACGAGGGACGGCUCUUCUCACGGGAGAGUGGCUCAGGCAACAACUGGGCCCGGGGUUUUCACACUCACGGUCCAGCCUGUCGAGACGAUAUACUGAACCUGGUUAGGAAGGAGGUGGAAGAGUGCGAUCGCUUCGGGGGCUUCCUUACGCUCCAGAGCGUUGCGGGAGGCACGGGCUCUGGGUUAGGGGCAUACGCGGCGGGUUGUCUACGAGACGAGUAUCCAGCGAGCCCCCUGUUGGGCCACUGCGUGUGGCCGCACGAAAGCGGGGAGGUGAUCGUGCAGAGCUACAACGCGAUGCUGACGCUGCCCAAGCUAGCUCAGGCGGCUGACGGCGUAAUCCUGGUGGAGAACGAGGCCCUCACCGCCACGUGUCGGCGGCUGCUCAACAUCUCCCGGCCGUCGUACACUGACCUCAACUUAGUUGCCGGGCGCGCUCUCGCAUGCGUCCUCCUCCCUGCGCAGUGGCGGUCCGAGGCCGACUCGGUGGGCGUCGGCGGUGCCCGCUUCCGCCCCCUUUCGGACCUGGUGAGCGCAGUGUGCGCGCACCCCCACUACCCCCUGCUCAGCCUGCGCGCGCUGCCCCAGAUCCCGCCCGCCUCAGUGGACUUCACCACGUUCACGUGGCCCAGCCUGGUCAGGCAACUGCGUCAGAUGGCCUCCUCCGGAGCACCUCUUGAGAGUGCGGUUGACUGGGCCGCUGCCAGCGGGGCGCCCAGCUCUCCACCUCCCGCAGGAACCUUUCGCAGCGUCAACAAGUCCGUAAGCAGCCUGCUGGUGCUGCGGGGCAAGGGUGCAUCUGGGGUGGAUGUCUCUUCCUUUGCGUCUCCGACUUUGUACCCAUCAUGGGCGGUGGACCCCCUUACCGUAAUAAGUUCCCCGACUCAGUUUGGCAAGUACGAGAUGGCGACCGGCCUGCUCAGCAACUGCCAGACUUUGGUGUCGCCUAUCGAGCGCAUGCUGGGCCGCGCGUACGAGAUGUCCCACGCGGGGGCGUAUUUACACCAGUACUAUCAGCACGGGAUGAGCGAGGCGUCUUUCGAAGCAGCGUUCGCGAGCGUGGAGGAAACGCUUUGCCACUACCGGUCCCUUUGACCAGUCUCUCCGGACGCUUCUCGUCACUCUGAUCGCGGCCGGUUAGCUGUUUAGACCAGUUACUGAUCUUGGCAGUAGCGAGUGCAAGGAUCGAGCCGGCCGCCCAUGCGAAGUCAACCACAGUAGACGGUUGUGGAGCUUUGUACAAAGCCCAUGCAUAUCAUGCAGUCAUACAAGGGGUUGAAUGUACGGUUCCGCAUCGAUAUGGACAAGUGACCGACCAUUAUCGACAGGGUAGCCCCUUCGCAAUUUGGCGAUAAAUCAAACCUGUCUUUUCCUGCUUUUAUACGUGCU